CCCUGGGUGCGCGGAACGCAGCUGAGCCGAGGAGAGCGCAGCGGGCGCCGUGCGGGGCUCCAGCUGCAGCCGCGCUUGCCCGCACCGAGCGAGUGGUGAGCAGCCCGGGCCCGGCUUCCUUCUCGCUGCCCGCGGCGUCCCCGGGCGGGCGCGGGCCGCAAUGGCAGCGGCCGAGCGGGGCUGAGCCCGCCGCCCGCCCGCGGUUCCCCGGCCCCCCUCCGGCCCCAGCCAUGGCGAAGCAGUAUGAUGUGCUGUUCCGGCUACUGCUGAUCGGGGACUCCGGGGUGGGCAAGACCUGCCUGCUGUGCCGCUUCACCGACAACGAGUUCCACUCCUCACACAUCUCCACCAUCGGUGUUGACUUUAAGAUGAAGACCAUAGAGGUAGAUGGCAUCAAAGUGCGGAUACAGAUUUGGGACACAGCGGGGCAGGAGAGAUAUCAGACCAUCACAAAGCAGUACUAUCGACGAGCCCAGGGAAUAUUUUUAGUCUACGACAUUAGCAGCGAGCGUUCUUACCAGCACAUCAUGAAGUGGGUCAGUGAUGUGGAUGAGUAUGCACCAGAAGGUGUCCAGAAGAUCCUUAUAGGGAAUAAGGCUGAUGAAGAGCAGAAACGGCAGGUGGGAAGAGAGCAAGGACAGCAGCUGGCUAAGGAGUAUGGCAUGGACUUCUAUGAAACAAGUGCCUGCACGAACCUCAACAUUAAGGAGUCUUUCACGCGUCUGACGGAACUGGUACUGCAGGCCCAUAGGAAGGAACUGGAUGGGCUCCGGACAUGUACCAGCAAUGAGUUGACAUUGGCAGAGUUGGAGGAGGACGAGGGCAAACCUGAGGGCCCAGUGAACUCUUCAAAAACCUGCUGGUGCUGAGGGUCCUGUGUGGGAACCCUGCACAAUAAACCCCUUCCCUCAGGAGGCCUGUGGGCAGACAGGGGAGCCUGGGCUUUGCCUUCUGCUGUCCUCUUAUUUGGAUGAUCCUGUUGACUAUCAGUAGCUGCUACUUCCCCCUGCCUGGCCCUGAGAGCAGCUCUGCUGUCAUCUCUGAGCAGCCUCCUCCCUCAGCCCCUCCACCCUGGAGUGGUAUCUUAUAGCCUGUUUCCCCAGCCAGGCCUACUAUGACCCCAAGAUGUGCUGUGAGCACUGUCCUACCACCCUGAGCUCCCCAGACGAUGGCCGAGUCUGGGGUCAAGGCCAAGUUAAGGCUCCUCCUUUCUCAGUGCAUCUUGUCUCCUUUCUACUUUUUCUCUUUUUUCCACUUUUCUUUCUUUUCCCUUCCUCUCCAGUGUGUUUUGUAUCAAAGCCCUUCAUUGCCCUUUCCUGAUGUGUCCUGCUGUGUGGCUGCUGUGCAGCAUCUUUCUUUCCUUCCUUCUUAACCCUGUCCAAGGGAAUGGACCCAGGGGUCAUGGGGAUAUUCCGUAGUCUCUGCUCCAGGGGGAGCCCCCCCCCCCCAGCCUGCUUUGUGCAUGGGCCAAAGGCUGCAGGGUGCUUCUUACCCUCCCCUCCUGCUUCUUCCUAUCCUUCCCUCCAUACCUCUCCCGUUUUGUGCUGUGGGUCUGCCUCACCAGUUAUCUGGGAAGGUGGAUCAUCAAGGUAGAGAGGAAACACCAAACUGGUAGUCCUCAAACCUGGGGCUGUCCUACCUCUAUCUGUACCCCUCAGCAUGAACUUUGGCCCAUCUGCCUCUUUGGAUAAUUGGGCUUAGAGGCAGGUGCUCCAGAGAAGAAAAAAAAAAUGGUGAGGGGGUGGCAGGGAUGAAAAGUCACCUCCAUUCUCUACCUCCCAUGCAGCGUGUACACAAUUUCUCUCCAUCUAGGCUCCUGUAUUUAAAAACCUGGACGAGGGCCUGAGGGCACUGAGGGACAAGGAGCCCUGGGGCCGAUGAUACUGACAAGCCAAGCAUGCACUCCAGGGAAAGGAGCAUUUGAAGACGAAGGACCAGUCCCUAUGUCAGGUUAAGAGCAAGGGAGAACAGGCCAGGGGCAGCAUUUUGCAAACCGGAAGGGAAUGGCAGCAGCAGGGCCUCCUGGGCCCCACCCUUCAAAUUUAUUGCAUAGGAAUGGCAUUUCCUUAUGACUCCCUGUCAGAGAUGAGAGGUGAGGGUAGUUGUAACCACUUGUCUUCUCUCACUGAACCCAGCCUUCAGCUCUCAAGGUUUUCUCAAGACCCAGAGUUCUUGGGAGAAGGGCAAGUACUUCAUGGGAAGAAAGAAAGAAGACUUUGGGUAGAAAUGCUUGGUGCUGUUCUUUUCAGCCUUUAAGACAAAGUGCUCAUCUUGCCCCUCUAGCUCCUGAAUAGGAGGUCUGAGGGUUUGCCAACUGCACUGUGGUUACAGGUGGAGGGAAGAGGCCUCCCUCCUCCAAAGUUCUUUGUUCAGGAAGAAGUUUGUUUAACCCCAUAUGGUCUAAGGGUAGCUUGAAGGAAGCCCAUCAAAGAUGGAACAAGUCAAUCACCACCCCUACUAGGGUCCUUAACACCACCACCUGCUCCCCUUGCCCCCCAAGAUGGGAGAAGCCUAGGUAAGAGGAUCAUUCUCAAACUACACAUUAGCUGCAUCCGCAUGGCAGAAGCUGGAGCCAACACAAAGGACUGGGUAUUCAGCAUUCAUCAGCUAAGGACAAAAAUCCAGCGCACAAGUAUGUGAAGGAUUAAGAGCUGCACUUCCUUACCUCUCCAGACAAAGGGGGCGGAGGGGAUGAAAUCACCAAACCUUUCCUUCCUACUCUUUAUAAAACCAGGCAUCAGCCAGCAGGAGAGGAUAGCUCAGGAUUUAGGAAUGGCCUAGGUUAGCAUAGUGGAAGGAAAAGGAGAGUGGGAAUAGUGAUGAAUCAUUAGCUGAUUCUUUAGGAUGAAGCCACAACUAUGGCUGGAAAUGCUUCCUUGAGGAUUGACGCCUUGGGUACCAAGAUGUAUGCGGCAUCAUACUGGGAGUGGGAAAGUUGGUAAUGCCAACCUUCAGCCUGCCCUCAGCCAGGGACUUGGUAAGGGAAUGUUAUAUUGGGCACCGGCUCUACCUGUGGGUUGGUAUUGCUGCUUUCCCUGAGAAUCAGGCAGAGCACCCUUGCCUUUCUCUCCUAGCCCCCUCAGGAAAGGACGACUAUAUUUUUACUGUAUCCUGGGAAGGGGUUCUGGAAAGGAAAACAUGGGAUCAGGAUUCUAUGGACUGAUUAACCCUAUUCAUAAGAGCUGCUGCUGGGGAAAGGGCUGGGAGAAGAAGGAGGGUUGGGAUUAGGGUGCAGCUACACUAACUAGGUACCAGAAUUGGUCUCACACCCCUAAACUUCUCAAGUCCAGAAGGUGGCCUGUUAACUUGUCACCACCUCUGCACCUGCUUUCUUGAAACUCAACCCAGUCCCAGGCACACCACCUGCUCCUGAGCCCCCACCAUCUCCCUGUGAUGGGUGAACUUCGUGUACUGUGUCUCGGGUCCAUUAUAUGAAUUGUGAGCAGGGUUCAUCUAUUUUAAACACAGAUGUUUACAAAAUAAAGAAUAUUUCAAAC
Molecule: messenger RNA, 3497 nt
Organism: Choloepus didactylus (southern two-toed sloth)
Lineage: Eukaryota; Metazoa; Chordata; Mammalia; Pilosa; Megalonychidae
Gene: RAB15
Product: RAB15, member RAS oncogene family
Exons: 7
Coding region: 231-869 (212 amino acids)
Biological process (GO): Rab protein signal transduction
Molecular function (GO): GTPase activity; GTP binding
Source: RefSeq, a predicted model, not a curated record